AUGCAUCCGCGUUUUGGGGGACAACGACGUGAUCAGCUUUGUUUGGGGGAAGCGCGACUUCGAGAAGAACAGCUCUGCUCCAAACUGCGUCGUGCGGAACGGCGGAGUGAAGCGACAUUUAGAGGAGCCCAACCUACUACCCCCAAAGAAAAAAAGCCCAAGGUCGCAGCUAGCACUGAACCCACCGUUAAUCUGUUUCCAGCCGUCUUCGUUUCACUUAAGGUUCCCGUAGAGCCAAAGUUAAACCACAAGCGAUCUGAACAUGAACCCCACUGGGACGAAAUGGAAGCAGACGGUGCCCAGCUGAAAGUAGCCGACGACAGAGGGCAAGGAGAUGCAGACGACGGAUUGCAGGCAGGAGCGGAAAACGAAAGACAGAGCGAUGCAAACGAAGACGAGGCUUUUGCACCGAACGACUGUUCCACUCCCAUCUUACAAAAAAUGCUAAUGGAUAAGUCAGAACAGCCACCGCCAUGUUCAGAGAAAUCACUGAAAGCUUGCAAGUUUCAUUUGCCUGAAUUGGAACGUGCAGUUAAGGCUGGGAGAGGAGGAGCAGAUUUUACGGCCGUGCCUCUACCUCGCAGGAUGACGCCUCGAACUGUGACAGUACAGGGUACGCCGCUCUCGUCGACCACUGCCGAGCCGGAGACGAAAUCGGAACCCUACUCCCCCGCGAGACCUUACGCAGCUUUCCCGAAACUCAACACGCCUUCGAAGGUCGGAGAGGCGAUAGCGUUCAAGGUGCUUGAGCUCGAUGCCAAAUACUGCCGCAAUAUGUUAGGGUACAAGGAGAGCAAAGUCCGGUACCACAGCGACACUGCCUCGACUACAGUUCGGCGACGUGGUCAUCGUAGAAGGCGACAACACGCCUCGUCUGCUAUGGAAACUUGGUCGGGUAACGGAGAUGUUAUCCGGCAGACAUGGCGUGACUUGAGCAUGCGAACUACGACUCUCCAGCGGCUCGGAAGUACGCCGUCCUGUUCAGCGCCUUUGACUGCUCGAGGCGGGAUCAUCUCCUUCGUUGCCACAGGGGGGGAGGAUGUUGAAUAUUAG
This is a messenger RNA of Ixodes scapularis (black-legged tick), 1053 nucleotides long. RefSeq lists its product as uncharacterized. Lineage: Eukaryota; Metazoa; Arthropoda; Arachnida; Ixodida; Ixodidae. The record is from RefSeq and is a predicted model, not a curated record. The transcript has a single exon. Bases 1 to 1053 code for a protein of 350 amino acids.